Molecule: messenger RNA, 1032 nt
Organism: Tachyglossus aculeatus (Australian echidna)
Lineage: Eukaryota; Metazoa; Chordata; Mammalia; Monotremata; Tachyglossidae
Product: olfactory receptor 4F6-like
Exons: 1
Coding region: 1-1032 (343 amino acids)
Biological process (GO): G protein-coupled receptor signaling pathway
Cellular component (GO): membrane
Molecular function (GO): G protein-coupled receptor activity; olfactory receptor activity
Source: RefSeq, a predicted model, not a curated record
AUGGAGCCGAAGGGUGGGGAGAAUCACUCGGUGGUCGCCGAGUUCGUGUUGCUUGGGCUCUCGGAUUCCUGGUCGAUGCAGCUUCUCUUCAUCGUGCUCUUCUCUGUGUUCUACGUGGCUACUGUGUUGGGUAACACGCUCAUUAUGCUCGCAGUCGUCGCCGACCCCCGCCUGCACUCCCCCAUGUAUUUCCUGCUGGCCAACCUCUCCUUCAUUGACUUCUGUGCUCCCUUCAUUGCUGCCACCAAAAUGAUUUCCGAUGCCUUGAAGGACACCAAAGUCAUUUCCUUCGGGGGCUGCUUCACUCAGAUGUUCUUCAUUCACUUCUUUGGGGGUUCUGAGAUGGUGCUGCUGGUGGUCAUGGCCUAUGACCGCUAUGUUGCCAUCUGUCGACCCCUCCACUACAUGGCCACUGUGACCCUUCCACUGUGUGCUUGGCUAGUGGUGGCAGCCUGGGCCAUUGGCCUCGUCCACUCAGUCAUCCAGUUAGUUUUUGUUGUGGACUUGCCCUUCUGCGGCCCCAAUGAAGUGGACAGCUUCUACUGUGACUUUCCUCGUGUCAUCCAACUGGCCUGCACAGACACGUACCUGCUGGAAUUCGUGGUCACGGCCAACAGUGGACUCAUCUCCAUGGUGAUCUUCCUCCUCCUGAUCUUCUCCUACAUCUUCAUCCUAGUCAGUGUCCGGCAACGUUCUUCCUUUGGGCUGUCCAAGGCAUUCUCCACCCUGUCGGCUCACAUAUCGGUGGUGGUUUUGUUAUUCGGACCUUGCAUCUUUGUCUACAUCUGGCCGUUCCCUAACUUGGCCGUGGAUAAGUACCUGGCCAUCUUCGAUGCGGUCAUCAUCCCUUUCCUGAAUCCCCUCAUCUACACCAUCCGGAACAAGGACAUGAAGGUGGCGAUGAUGAAACUGACCAUUCUUCUGGGGAGAACAGGGAAAUCUGCCAGAGCUAGUUGCAGUUCAAGAGCUCGAGGACGACAAACUCCUUUGACCCAUGGUGGAGACAAAGACCCAACCUGGGAGCCCCACUAA